Ziziphus jujuba (common jujube) is the source of this 1893-nucleotide messenger RNA. Its product is annotated as CYP enzymes assisting alcohol dehydrogenase. The record is from RefSeq and is a predicted model, not a curated record. Gene Ontology annotation, molecular function: zinc ion binding; S-(hydroxymethyl)glutathione dehydrogenase [NAD(P)+] activity. NCBI's taxonomy places the organism in Eukaryota, Viridiplantae, Streptophyta, Magnoliopsida, Rosales, Rhamnaceae. Bases 587 to 1735 code for a protein of 382 amino acids. Gene Ontology annotation, biological process: formaldehyde catabolic process. Gene Ontology annotation, cellular component: cytosol. The transcript has 7 exons.
CUUCCACUGGCCGGACUGUGGUCUGCUAACCACUGAGCUCCCACGCGAGUAUAUAUACUACGUAAAUUGUGUACAUAUGAUGCGACUUUCAACCAAACCUAAUAAUUAAUUGCAGUAUCAAUUAACUUUACCAAAAUAUUGCAGUAUGAAUUGUUUGUUUUUUUUUUUUUGGGCUACUGUGGCUGGGCCCCCAGGCUCCCCUCCCCCAAGACUCGAUCCCGAGCACACACAGGCUGGGGUGUGGAAACUCUGCCACUUGAGCUCCACGGCGAGUCUUACGCAGUAUGAAUUGUUUUCUUGUCAUCACCGUCGUCAUAUGUAUGUAUGUAUGUAUGUAUGUAUGUAUGUAUGUAUCCACGUCGGACUUAUCCGCCAAGGGAUUGGUGGAAUUUGUGUGGAUUGCUUCUGUACGUCUGAUCUCUCGCUCAUUAAUUGGCUGGAUCUAUUUGCAUUAAGAUAGAGUGAAUUAGAACAUUCACAGUCUAUGGCUGAGAAUCCUCAUCAGUUAGGUUGUUAAUUUUGGAAGGAAGAGAUCGAUCAAAAAUCACCAUCAGUACUCCUACCUGGUACACAGCUGGUAACAAUAAUGUCGUCCAAGAGCAGCUCGCAAGUGAUAAAAUGCAAAGCGGCGGUAUGCUGGAGCAUGGGGGAAGCAGUAAAGGUGGAAGAAAUACGAGUGGAGCCACCUCAACCAUCCGAAGUUCGUGUUAAGAUGCUUUAUGCCAGUGUUUGCCACACUGACCUCUUAUGCAUCCAGGGCUACCCGUCUCCACUUUUCCCUCGAGUUCUAGGGCAUGAAGGCGUGGGUGUGGUGGAGAGCAUCGGGGAGGAGGUAAUAGAUAUAAAAGAAGGAGACAUUGUAAUUCCAACCUUGAUGUCGGAGUGCAAAGAGUGCGAGAACUGUGAGUCGGGAAACACAAACAUGUGCCUGAAAUAUCCUUUGGGCUUAUCUGGCUUAAUGCUGGAUGGAAGUUCAAGAAUGUCCAUCAAUGGGAAAAAGCUGUACCAUGUGUUUGCUUGCUCCACAUGGUCAGAGUACAUGGUGGUUAAUGUUAACUAUGUGUUGAAGCUGGAAUCCCCCGAUGACAUGUGUCUUCCCCACGCAAGCUUCCUCUCAUGUGGCUUCUCCACCGGAUUUGGAGCACCAUGGAAGGAAGCUAAGCUUCAUAAGGGAUCUACCGUUGCUGUCAUUGGUCUCGGUGCUGUUGGUUUAGGGGCGGUUGAGGGGGCAAGGAUGCAAGGAGCAGCUAGGAUAAUUGGCGUUGACAAAAAUGAGAGAAAAAAAGCAAUAGGGGAAGCCUUUGGGAUGACUGAUUUCAUCAAUCCUGAAUCUGAUACCAGUACCGGUAGUGGUUGUGUCUCCCACAUGAUCAAAGACUUGACAGGAGGAAGGGGGGUCGAUUAUUGCUUUGAGUGCACAGGCUUCGCACCCUUUGUCAGCGAGGCCCUUGAAGCCACAAAAUUAGGAAAAGGAAUGGCUAUUGUUAUCGGCGCCACAAACGUAAAACACGUGCAGAUCAAUUCCUUGACCCUUCUGUGUGGCAGAACCUUGAAGGGUUCCAUUUUUGGAGGACUCAAACCCAAAACCGACCUUCCCCUCCUGCUCAACAAGUGCAAGGAUAAGGAAAUCCUACUUGAUCAACUUUUGACUCAUCAGGUUUCACUGCCCGAGAUAAUUGAAGCGUUUCAACUUUUGAAGCAUCAAGAUUGCGUCAAGGUUCUUAUCACAUUUUAAUUGAAGACAAAAAUCAUAUAUCAUAUGCAUGUAAAGCACGAGGUAGACAAGCGAUUUUUUUCCCAUGUGUACAAUUUUCCUUUUCGUCCAACCUUCGAAAAUAAAGAAGGGCAAUUAUAGACAGUUGGCCUUAUCAAAAGGUCAUUCCUUUCGAAAAA